Messenger RNA from Parnassius mnemosyne (clouded apollo), 1047 nucleotides. The record is from the annotation of a GenBank genome assembly. NCBI's taxonomy places the organism in Eukaryota, Metazoa, Arthropoda, Insecta, Lepidoptera, Papilionidae.
AUGGCUGCGAGCCGUCGGAAGCAAGACGACAAAAAUUUAGAAGUUUUACGGGAACUUAUAUCUUUAAACGGAAAUAAAUACUGCUUAGAUUGCAAUCAAAGAGGACCUACUUAUGUAAACACGACUAUCGGCUCCUUUGUGUGUUCAAAAUGUUCGGGAAUGUUGCGUGGUCUUACACCACCUCAUCGUGUGAAGUCGAUCUCAAUGGCCACGUUUACACCGGAAGAGAUAGAAUUUAUAAAAGCUAGAGGAAAUGAUUACUGUAGACGCGUAUGGUUGGGUCUGUACGAUGGAGAAAGUGUAAAUUUUACGGAUGAACAAAGCGUUAAAGAUUUUAUGUCUGAUAAAUACGAAAAGAAGCGAUUCUACCUCGAAUCUUCACUCAGUAAUACCCCUGUUACCAAUGGAAACACGUCCGUGAAAAACAAAAAAGUUAAAUCCAUCGGCGGCGCAUCCAUUACUACACCUUUGAUAUCAAUUUCACCUCAGACCUCAAAGAAUGGUAAUAAUAAUAGUGUGAGCACAACUAAAGUAAUAAAUACACCAGUAAGUGAAACCAGUCAAAAAUUAGCAAGGCCUGUUAACAAUUUCUCUCAUUCCUUGCUAACAAACAUAACAGCUCCUGUGUCAACACCACCAAUCAGUGCACCAAUAUCAGAUUUUCCUGUCGACUUUUCUACUGCAAAUAUUUACAACAGUGCACAAUAUAAUAACAAUUUGAAUAAUAACUGCACAUCUUAUCCGUCCUCUACAUUAACAAAUUUUAAUGCUUAUAAUCCUAGCACUACAGCUUCCACAAAUGAUCGCUAUGCUGCUUUAGCAGACUUAGAUUUAGCUUUAAGACAGCAGAACAUGAAAAAUAUGGAAGAAAGUAAUAAUAUGAAUAGCAAAAAUCCAUUCCAAAGCUCAACUACCAAUGAUUUGUUCUCUAAUAAAAACCCUUUCUUUAAUGGAGGAUGGAAUUCCACCACAACACCAAUACCAGUUAAUCCUUUCAUACCUUCUACAAACUCAAGUCUUGGAACGUCAAGAAAUCCUUUUCUUUGA